Chenopodium quinoa (quinoa) is the source of this 940-nucleotide messenger RNA. RefSeq names its product NADPH:quinone oxidoreductase. Lineage: Eukaryota; Viridiplantae; Streptophyta; Magnoliopsida; Caryophyllales; Amaranthaceae. Gene Ontology annotation, molecular function: FMN binding; oxidoreductase activity. The record is from RefSeq and is a predicted model, not a curated record. The transcript is spliced from 3 exons. Gene Ontology annotation, cellular component: cytosol. The coding region runs from base 102 to 698 and encodes 198 amino acids.
CAGAUGUCCAGAUUACAUAGGGCGUCGGUCCAAGUGCCUAACUAAUCUCUCCAGUCUCCACUACUAAAGCAAACAAACAAAUUUUUGAUAAUCUCAUAAAAAUGGAGGCGGCAGCAGCAGCAGUGAAACCAGUAAUCAAUGUCGCCGCCAUUUGCGGGUCCCUUCGUAAAGCUUCCUACAACAGAGGCCUCCUCCGAGCAGCAAUGAAGAUAAGUUCAGAAUCAAUACAAACAAUGAAAAUCAAUCACAUCGAUAUUUCGCCAUUGCCGAUGAUUAACACUGAUCUCGAGGUCGACGGUACUUAUCCUCCCGUCGUUGAUGCAUUUCGCCAGAAAAUUCUCGAAGCUGAUUGUGUUCUCUUCGCUUCUCCUGAGUAUAAUUACUCUGUCUCUCCUCCUUUGAAGAAUGCAAUAGAUUGGGCAUCUAGGCCACCAAAUGUUUGGGCGGAUAAGGCUGCUGCAAUCAUAAGUACCGGAGGAGGCUUUGGUGGGGGCCGAGCCCAGUAUCAUCUACGGCAAAUUGGAGUUUAUCUUGAUCUUCAUUUCAUCAACAAGCCAGAAUUUUUCUUGAAUGCAUUCCAAUCUCCUGCCAAGUUUGACAGUGAGGGUAACUUAAUUGAUGCAGAUGCUGAAAAAAGGAUAAAGGAAGUUCUUUUAGCACUGCAAGCAUUCACAUUACGGUUCAAAGGCAAAUGCUGAACAUCAAUUGCAAUAUAUCUAUUCAUAUAAAGUACUUGUAUAUGACUGAAUUCAUUUGAAAGGUAUUGUGAUGAACUGAUGAUAUGUUUUAAUAUGAGAAUGAAACUAAUUAUUUGAUGCACUUAUGAGUGCCUACGCCUAUCUAGUUUUUCCUUUUAGUAGUUCUAGAUUAGAUAAUACUCAUAAUACUUUGUAUUAAUAAUUGUUUUCUACUCCCAGAAGCAUAAUUAUGCUUGUGUAUA